Neurospora crassa OR74A is the source of this 1857-nucleotide messenger RNA. RefSeq lists its product as hypothetical. Bases 1 to 1857 code for a protein of 618 amino acids. The record is from RefSeq and is a predicted model, not a curated record. The transcript is spliced from 4 exons. NCBI's taxonomy places the organism in Eukaryota, Fungi, Ascomycota, Sordariomycetes, Sordariales, Sordariaceae.
AUGGCUUUCUCCUUCUGGUUCUCCGCCUUCACGGCGCAGACCCAACGCCUCGCGUUCCCGACCAUUGCUAACAUCAAGGCAAUGGCCAUCGCAUCCUUUACCGCAUCAAGCGUCGCUCAUGUGUCCAUUUCCACUGAGGCCUUUCAGAUCCCCAAAAUCCUCAGCACUCCUCAAGAAUUCCAAACACUCUCCCUCAUCGACUCACGUCAGGAAGGCGGCCUGAUCGACAACAUCACGAAAGCUCGGCGCAUGAACGCUAUCAUCGAUACCACCAUCAAGGACAUCACCUCCAUUGACAUCAACAAGACGACUCACGAGUCCAAUAUUGUCGAUAAUCGCAAGGAUACCACCCAGUCGACCGACGCUCAAGCUACCGCGCCUCUGAUCAUCGCGGACAACAAGUCUGCUCAAGUAGUCGAAGUCUCUCAUCAAGACAAGCUCAUCCACAAUGUCGACACCACCACUAACGACAACCGCAACGCCACUUUUCGCAUCGCUGGUGAGGAGCUUUUCACCAGGCUGGAGAAUGAGAAGCACAUUUAUCAGCAUGUCCUACCCGAAACGGACAUCAUCGAGGUUGACAACUCCAAAGGCCAUACCUAUCAUCAUGUCCUCCCCAUCAUCGACAUUGUCGAGGUCAAUAGCUCCAUGGCUUCCAAGAUCACCGACGUCGCUGACGUUGACGACAUGGGCGUCUCCGCCUCAAGCAUCGGCUAUGACUUCGAGCGCUUUCUGAUGGAAGAUAAGAUGACAUGGGUGCAUGCGGUCGCCAACCAACCCGAACUGUGCCACUCAAUCUCCAAGACCAAGAAGCAAGCCAUCGAGGUCACCAAGCAAAGCACUCCAGUCAUCAAGGCCACCGCUUCCGACAUCAAGCUUUUGACCGACAAGAAGACAGAAAACAUCAGCUCCAAGAAGGUAGUCGACACAGAAGUCGUCUUCCUUCACCAUAAUCGCAGGUUAUCCAAUGAUACCAUUUCCUCAACCGAGACGGACAACACUACCGAUAGUAAUGCGAGUAGAGCUACCACUCCGGAUACGCCCGAAACGGUGUACUCCAUCGCCGACACCAACAAAGUCAACAACAAGUUUGACGAUCCCGCACUGGCAAACAUCAACGAGCUCAAGCAAGCUGUAGAGAGCCAGUCGCCUUCCGCCACUCUCGACACCUCCUCCUUCGACAACAUGUACAACUACUCGCACCUCUCACACUCCGAACUCGAAGUCACUCUCAUCAUGGAACGCCUCGACCUCAACUGCCGCUAUGUCCAAAUGAGUUGCGGCUACUGGUACGCCCUCGACGACGAUGACGAGAUCCGCCCAAUGUCCAAGGCCGAGUACCAGGAGUUCAUCGACUGGACCAGCCAAACCCCCGUCGUUACCCGUGAUGAUUUCGACAAGAAGCAACAAGCGGACGCCGAGGAGGGAAUCAUGACCAGCAACGCAAUUGCCAUUAUUGAGAACGAUUACCACCCCUCCGACCCCCUUGCAGCCUGGGAAUCCACCCUCGCUGUCUGGAAAGACCCGGAAGAUCUCGACGAAGAUUGGGGCGUGAUCGGCCUCUUCAACCACCCCGACGGGCAGAGACAAAUCGUGAUUGGCAACGAUGAGCAAGUGUACUGGAUGUACGAGGGCAUGUUUCGCUUGCUGGAUGCUCGUGAGCUCGAUCAGUUCAAUCGGUGGAGAGACGGUGAUGAAUUUGCUUUUGAUGAGAUGGAGGCCAAGAGGGAGCCGAAGACGUGGGUGAGGGCGGUGCUGGGUAAGCGGAGGAAUAUGAAUAAGUGGUACGCUUGGGGUUUGGAGAUGGAGAGUAUUGAGGAAGUGGAAGAGGUGGAGGAGGUUUACGAGUGUUGGUGA